Messenger RNA from Hylaeus anthracinus, 888 nucleotides. RefSeq lists its product as uncharacterized. The transcript has 2 exons. The coding region runs from base 1 to 888 and encodes 295 amino acids. Lineage: Eukaryota; Metazoa; Arthropoda; Insecta; Hymenoptera; Colletidae. The record is from RefSeq and is a predicted model, not a curated record.
AUGACUCCGUCGACCGUUGUCAAACCGUCCAGUGGUUCUCAGUCGCCGCAGGAACCUGACGCUGCCUUACCUCUGCUCAACCUUCCGAACUUUGCAGGGGAACUGUUAGCUUGGGAAAGUUUCAGGGAUCGGUUUACCUCCUUGUUGCACAAGUCGAUCAAACUAUCUAAGGUGCGUAAACUCGAGUAUUUAAUGUCUUGCCUGACGGGUGACGCAGCGAAGAUGCUCGCACGUACGGCCAUCACGGAUGGGAAUUACGACGGAGCUUGGGCGUCUUUGGAGAAACGGUUUGGCAAUCGGCGCGUUCUCUCCGCUGCGCAUAUGCGUAGAUUGAUCAACGUACCGUCGGCAACGAAAGAUACCCAGUCCGAGAUCAAGCGUUUGCUGAACGAAUUUCGCCAGACCCAGGAGGCGUUCAAGGCUCUGGCCAAACCUGUCAAGGAAUGGGAUGAAUGGUUUCUGUUCCUGAUGGUGGAAAAAUUGGACAAUACUACAAGACUUGCGUGGGAGGUGUCUCUUACCGAUCCCCUCGCUAUUCCACUGUACGAGACAUUGGAAGCGUUUCUGGAAAAUCGAGUACAUGCCUUGUCGUCAGCGCAGACCGCAGAAACCAUUCCAUCUCCGAAACCACUGACGUCAACACGUUCCGCCGGAAAACCAGUGUCCCGUACCACGAUGGCAGUAAAGGUCGACGACUCCAGGAAAACGAAGAAUAACCGACAGUGUCCAUUAUGUGCGGGUGGUCACUCUCUGGGAUCCUGGCAUCAACUGCAAACUUGUACCUCCAACUUUCGGUAUUGGGUGUGCGGAGACACGCAUCAUACUCCAAGGGGACCGAAGAUAAUCGCUCCAAGUCGCCAGUGCCAACGUGCUCUUCCUACGCCGUGA